AUGGCCGCCACAACCUCCUUGCUCGCGCGCUCACCGUCGAUUUGGUCAUUGGCUAGCCGGCGGUGCUAUAGGAGGAACAGGUCGUACCGCUAUUCCUACUGUGCCUGCUGGAAUACCGACAUAGGCGCCGACGCAGGCUGCUCCUCCGCCAUGGCGGCGUUGAAGUGCGCAUGCGGCUGCUCCAUAGUGAAGCCGACAUGCACAGAUGCGGGCUCCUCCGCCGCCCCCGCCCCCGCACCAUGGCCGGCCUCCACCCCUGCGUCGACGACGAGGAGCCCGAGAGUCACCACGCCUCCCCGCCCUCAAGUGGCUCCAUCCACAUCGCCCCAUCCGCAUCCGGCUAGCUGGAUCCGCGUCGCCCCAUCUGCAUCCGGCUACCUGGAUCCGCGUCGCCCCAUCCACAUCCGGCUACCUCGAUACUUCGUCGCGGACCGCUUCUUCGGUGGGUCGCGGCGUUGCGCAGGUGUGGCGGAGGUGCCGACGUUCACGCAGGCGAGCGAGUCGCACCAGCGGCGGAUCACGGAGGCGAUCCUGGAGCACGCGCUCAAGAUUUGCUCCGAUAAGAAUGUGGUUGUGGGGGAUCCCAAGGAGAAGAUCUGCGAGGUGGCGGCCGAACUCAAGGCCGAUCUGCUCGUCAUGGGGUGCGGUGCUUUCGGCCCCUUCAAGAGGAUGUUCUUGGGUAGUGUGAGCAACUACUGCAUCAACAGCGUGGGCUGCCCCGUCGUCGUGAUCAAGGGCACCUGACCCAUCCUCGACCCAACAAACAUUCCUCAUUGUAUUCCACACCAUGAUUCUUGAGGUUUCUACUGUGUUGUACGUACGUACUCCUGUGAAAAUUCACUGCACACUUCCAAGACUACUAUAUGGCUUAUUGACCUCGGAUCUGGUGAAGGGCGCCAAGGAGAAGUAGCUCAAGGUCAAGGGCCCCGUCAGGAUGCUGCUCAACAUCACCACCAGAAAGUUCCCCUGUGGAGAAGGAGCUCUAGGCUGAAGAAGUUCGAAGAAGGGAACACUUCAUCUUUGUAGCUAGUUUUAUCUUCUUGGGUGUUUUAUGUUCCUGGGUGUUUACUUCAGAGAUGUUCCUGGAUGUUCCUGGGUGUUCUAAAUUCCUGGAUGAUGUGAACUAUCGCAUGAUUGUAAUAUAUAUAUAUAUAUAUAUAUAACUCAUUUUGGUCGUCAUUUGUGAAAAUUUGUGUGAUUGAAAUAUUGGAAAUGUUGAUUAUUUAUUGUUUUUUGAGGAUCAGAUCAUUAAUUGCUGAUACAUCAGAAAUGAAACAAAUACUAUUUGGGCCCAAAAAAGGCCACAAAUCAAACAAUUUAGGAAAAUGAACAAAAUCGCUUGAAAACCAAUUGUGAAAAGGUGAAGGCC
Messenger RNA from Aegilops tauschii subsp. strangulata, 1369 nucleotides. The record is from RefSeq and is a predicted model, not a curated record. NCBI's taxonomy places the organism in Eukaryota, Viridiplantae, Streptophyta, Magnoliopsida, Poales, Poaceae.